Molecule: messenger RNA, 144 nt
Organism: Paramecium octaurelia
Lineage: Eukaryota; Ciliophora; Oligohymenophorea; Peniculida; Parameciidae
Source: the annotation of a GenBank genome assembly
AUGGAAAAGUUAAAACCUACUCUUAAAUUAAUUUAAUUAAAUAAGAAUACAAAGGAAAUGUCUCUUUAAAGAGUUUUAAGAAAUUAAUAUAUUGGGAUGUCUCCCUAUCAAGAGUUAUAAAUGACAUUGAAAGCUUAAUGUUGA